Molecule: messenger RNA, 1985 nt
Organism: Megalops cyprinoides (Indo-Pacific tarpon)
Lineage: Eukaryota; Metazoa; Chordata; Actinopteri; Elopiformes; Megalopidae
Gene: nfil3
Product: nuclear factor, interleukin 3 regulated
Exons: 2
Coding region: 328-1728 (466 amino acids)
Biological process (GO): regulation of DNA-templated transcription; circadian rhythm; DNA-templated transcription
Cellular component (GO): nucleus
Molecular function (GO): DNA binding; DNA-binding transcription factor activity
Source: RefSeq, a predicted model, not a curated record
AACAGCAGUCUCUCCGGGAGGAAAAAACCAGGGAGCGACGUUCACGUCCUCAAUGCAAUUGGAUUUGGUGCGACUGGAACUUGUUUGUCUGUAUAACGACUUAUGAUUUUGAAUUAUACAAUGUCAGGGACAACCGCAACCUAAGCAUUGAGCUGGCGUUUCAUAAAGAUACUUCAAAAGCCACAAAGGAAUCCUUUUGGAAUUACCAGUGCUGACUGCAAACUGAUGAUACUGGCUUGUCAGGGGUUUUAUAUGAAGAAAAAUCAAACCACCAUGACUCAUCACUUGUGAGCUGAAGCCCAACUUUGACUUUGAAUACUGAGAAAUAUGCAAGCUAUCAAGAAAGAACCACCAUCCAGUGGCUCCUACAAUGGAGAGGACGACCUGGUCCUUGCAGUGGCUUUGCAGGGAGCGGACAGGGAACUGAUAAGCCCAAAGCUCUCCAACAUGUCCUACAAGGCCAAAAGCAGCACCUGCCGCAGGAAACGGGAGUUCAUCCCCGAGGAGAAGAAGGACAACUUGUACUGGGAGAGGAGGCGGAAAAACAACGAGGCGGCCAAGCGCUCGCGGGAGAAGCGCAGACUCAACGACAUGGUGCUGGAGAACAAGCUGAUGGCCCUGGGAGAGGAGAACGCCACCCUCAAAGCCGAGCUGCUGUCCCUCAAGCUCAAAUUCGGCCUGGUCAGCUCCUCGGCCUACGCCCAGGAGGUGCAGAAAAUCUCCAGCUCCACGGCGUCUCUGUACCAGGACUUCCUCUCGCCCGCUGCCAGCCAAGCCUCUUUCCCCCGGGAGCUGGGCAGCAGCUGCAUCUCGGUUAUCAAGCACUCGCCCCACAGCACUCUCUCUGACGCAUCCGAGACCUCCGCUGCAACUCAGGGCAGCCCCUUGGCCGGCAUGUGCAGAACCCCCGAGGUCAUCAAGCAGGAGCCAGUGGAGAUGGGCAGCUACACUAGGGAGGCCAGGGAGAGGAGCAGCCCGUAUGAACUCUACCGGAACUACUUGGCCAGCCCGUUCCCGGGAAACUACUCGCAACCUUCCCCCUUCUUACAGAUCACGAGGUCAUCCAGCAACUCUCCCAGAACCUCGGACGGGGACGAGGGGGCCAUAAGCAAGUCCUCGGAUGGGGAAGACGAGCAGCAGGUUCCGAAAGGCCCGAUGCCCUCUGCGCGGGACCCAAAGAGCGUCAUCGUCUCAACUGUUAAGGUGCCAGAGGCAAGCUCCUCGGCUCUGCCGCACAAACUCAGGAUCAAAGCCAGGGCCAUCCAGAUCAAAGUGGAGGCCAUCGAUCCCGAGUACGACUCCUCUGGGAAGCCACCCUCCCCCAUCGACAUGUCUGUGAAGGGCUGCUAUCAGGUGGCCAAACACGCUGCGUCUGAUUACAUACAGUCCUCCCUGAGCCCCCUGUCCCUCCAAGUGACUAACGUCCAGGACUGGACUCACCGGCCCGAGCACUGGCACAAGGACCACCCAGAGACGCUCCAGAACGGAUGCAAGAACCGCCUCUGCCCCGGCUCCCCAGGCCCGGUGACGAACAAACUCAUCGUCGACCUAAAGGACGGCUCUUACGCCGACACAGAGAACUUGUAUUUAAAGCGGGGCAUCGCUGACCUCUCGGCGGAAGUGGCCUCCUUGAAAAGACUGAUUACGACGCGGCAAGGGUCCGUCGUAGAGUCGGCCAAAACCACUACUGAUCACGACACGUUAUCGAAAGGAUGUUACUCAAAGUGAGUCCUUCAUGUUUGCGCAACGCCUGUUCGCUCCGCCGUGUUUGUUAUAGCACUGUACGGUCAAUAUGGUGUCAAAAUAAUGCAGUUCAUUUAAAUGGAUGGUGUGCUGUGCACUUAUUAAUGUAGUCGGCGUGUCUUAUUGAUUGCUCCAUCUCUAGUCCAGAAGCCAAAUGUCAGGCUACAUGCAAAAUAAAUGUAAAAAGUUUUCUCCAUUUUUUUGUGUAAAUUGUAAGGUUUUUUGUUUACAAUAAAUGUACG